Homalodisca vitripennis (glassy-winged sharpshooter) is the source of this 390-nucleotide messenger RNA. Its product is annotated as endocuticle structural glycoprotein SgAbd-8-like. Lineage: Eukaryota; Metazoa; Arthropoda; Insecta; Hemiptera; Cicadellidae. Gene Ontology annotation, cellular component: chitin-based extracellular matrix. The transcript is spliced from 3 exons. Gene Ontology annotation, molecular function: structural constituent of chitin-based larval cuticle. The record is from RefSeq and is a predicted model, not a curated record. The coding region runs from base 1 to 390 and encodes 129 amino acids.
AUGGGAGGAGAUGAGGUCGCUAUGCUGUGUAGCACGACGACCGCACAGAUCCCAGCGUCAGAAUACGGCCUCCCAGGAACGAGAGUGGAAGAGAACUCUGACACACAACCCUCCAGCGAGGGUGGGGACAUCUCGCCGGUGGUCAUCCUACCAGAGAAUACUCGAGUCUCGCUGGUAGACGACAAGGGACAAUACUCCCAUGGGUUUUCAGACAAGGAAGGGACUCAGGUCAGCGAACAAGGAAGCCUCCUCUCGACUAACGAUGGCUGGGAGUACGUUAUAGUCAAGAAAGGCUUCUACUCAUACAAGAGUCCUGAGGGAAGAACUAUCAGGGUGAACUACAUUGCUGACGAAAAUGGUUUUCAUGUCCUGGAUGAUUCUCAGCUGUAG